AUGCAACUAGACAUACAUUUAAUGUCUCAUGUAAAAGUAAAAAAAGUAGGGGUCACAUCUCAAAAAUUUGAGAUAUAGCAUGAAAUAAGCUAAUUUUAGGCCAAAAUUGUAGUUAAUUUUUUCUUAACUUCUAUGAAAUAAAAGCUAAAUAUGCCAAAAUAUAUCGAUAAAAAUAUCAAAAUAUUGUUCAAAUAUGUUUUUCAGAACAUCUUGAAUAUAUCGUAAUACACAAACUAUCUAGAAGUUUGGUCUGCGCUGAAAACUGUGAAGCUAAAGUAACAGUAUUCUAAAACUAUUGAGUUAUAAAAAUUGUUCAUUUUCUUUUUGAAAACCUUCCGUCACAAAACAUACUCCCUUACUAAACCCUGUAAAAAUGUAAUUUUAUUUAAACAAUUUUAUUCAUAAAAUUUGGCAUUGUAAAAUAUAAAUAUACAUGUACUACUAGAAUUAAUAUGUGAUGCAGAAUUUUCAGAUUAGAGGUGACCCCAAAAUGGCUAAAACCUAAGGAGCGAGACUCUUUAAGCUAAGACUACGUAAACGCCAUCGGUACAUUCAUGUAUUUCGCUUGAAACCGCGUCAUUUUUAACCUUUUUUGACGCAGGGAAUAGAUAGCUACGCCCUGCUGGAAGUUCAAGGUCUUGUUAAAAUGGUUCUAAAUACGUGGAACGUAAAAAUAUCGGUGAAGAUCUACUUUUUCUUCACAACAUUAUUUCGUCACAACGCUAUGUCGUCACAUUCGUAUGUCGUCGCAGAGUUAAUCGAGUGACGUCAUAAUUGGAAUUGCAGCUUCACAACGUAAGAAAGCACAGUUCAAACUGAAGGUACGUUUUUGGUUAGCAAAGCUCAAAAGAGCAUCAUACUGAAUGUAUUACAGUACAAAUAAGAUUUGGGUAUGCCUUUUAAAAAAAAAAUAGUUCUUAUUUAUUCUUUUCAAAGAAACACAAGUUUGUUAUGGAAAAGGAAUAGAGAAUGGAGCAAGACGAUAAAGAUAUUUUGCGAAGACUGAAUUCGGACAAGUUGAUGUCCCCCACGCCUGAAAUGUUUCGAGAGUUACCCCUCUCUUACAUUGGCGAACGGGCCGAGAGAUACCACAGAAUCAUGAUGGCGAAAACUAGGACUCAACUGCUACUUAUGGACCAUUUAUGUCAACGAAGAGGCAUCAAUUUACAGAAAACCCUGGAAAUACAGCGUUGGGAGAGAACUCCUGAAUCGGAUUUGGGACCCCUUGUCGGCCUAAAACACGAGGCCGAAGACGAUCUAGAGAGGAUCAAGUUAAGGAUCAUCAAGGCCCCAAAGACAAGAAGCUCGGAACAUUAUGCCGAUGACCGCGUGGCGUCCUUUUACAGACUGGACGCAGACGAUACGCAGGACAACCUGCAAGAAGAUGGUUGUUGUGAAAUGUUCGGAGCGUCACAAAAAGAUGGGAACGGAAUAAUGGAGGACGGCAAGAAACCACAAAAAGAAAGAAAAUCGUGGAAGAAACGAUUGCUGAAAUUGUUUAGCUGGUGCAGUGGGUCAGCAGAGAGAAGCAAGAACUAGACCAUCACUUCAACAUACUUAAAUAUAUAUAUUUUUUUUAAUUGAAAAGUUUCAUAUAUAACUUAUGUUUAAGUGCCAAAGUGUUUUCAACAAUUAAUAAAUUUAUAUAUUUGUUUGAAAACAUGUCGCUCUUUUAUUUCUAUGUAUGUUCAUGCACAGAACCCUACUAAAUUGCAUGACUGUAUAAUAUGUAUGGUAUCAUGCCAGGCAAACAAUUUAAUUUCACAGCAUCUUAUGACACUAGGCUCAGAAUGAGUUGUAACCAUUUAAACAAUAAAAUGCUUUCUUUGGUGAUUCAUGCAAUUAUGAAGGUAGCAGCCUGGCUUUGCGGAAA
Molecule: messenger RNA, 1873 nt
Organism: Magallana angulata
Lineage: Eukaryota; Metazoa; Mollusca; Bivalvia; Ostreida; Ostreidae
Exons: 8
Coding region: 970-1539 (189 amino acids)
Source: RefSeq, a predicted model, not a curated record